Sclerotinia borealis F-4128 is the source of this 3003-nucleotide messenger RNA. The record is from the annotation of a GenBank genome assembly. Lineage: Eukaryota; Fungi; Ascomycota; Leotiomycetes; Helotiales; Sclerotiniaceae.
UUGAGAAAUAAUAAAAUCCUUCCACCAACAAGUUCAGGGUCUCAAAGGACCCCCCCAACCGCAAACAUUCCCUCACCUCACUCUCUCGCCGCGAUACUAUCGCCUUCUGCACCACCUGAUUCGGAUUCGGCAGUUGGUGUUUCGCGAUCAUCAAGUCCUAAACGUUCACACGCCGAAGCUUUCUCUGCGACAGAUCCGACUUAUCUUCAUCCCGCUUCACCUAAACAACAUCGUCCCAAUAUAACUUCGGCCGGAGUUACCAGCCCCGGCGCAUUGGGCGCCAGUGGCCUAGGAGCUGAUGAUGGUAAUGGUGGUGGCCGAGGUGGGAUAGAGGAGAAGAAGCCAACAAAAAUGGUACGAUCUAGUAUAGCUUGCGCCCGAUGUAGACGGAGCAAGGUAAAAUGUGUCAACAAUGGUGUCAAUUCUAUAUGUAGGGCUUGUGAGUCCUCAAACAGAGAGUGCACAUAUCCUAGUGCCGCAGCUUCCACGCCCAAGAGACCCGACCCACCCACGGGGAUAAAAAUUGAAGGAGAGAGCGAUAAUAAGAAGCGAGUUCGAAAGCAUGAAGAUUCUGGUCGCAGAAAUAGUCAACGAGCAGGCGAGGAACCUUUGGAGGCCUCGAUCUUGACAAGAAAGGUGUGGGAUGAGAUCUAUGAUAUAUUCAAGUUAAAUUUCUCGACGGAGAUGCCUUUCCUACACCCGCCAUCGUUUCGGAAUCGCAUGCGCCAAGCAUCUCACCCACGAGACCCUUCUACACUCGUCGAUAUCCCCGCCUUUCAAGAUGCUAAGAUUUUGUUGUUAGGUGUGCUCACGCUCACGGCCCGGUUCCAUCCCGAAUUAAUUGCAUACCAUGCACCAGCAAAUUCGCCUCGACCAAAUGAUCCUUUGGCUGCAAGUGAUUAUUAUGCAACUGCCUUGACCUCAACCAUCUUCGGUGCCUCGGGCAAAGAUUUGAGUACCCCUACGACCGAACGAAUCCAGGCACUUUUGAUGCUUGGUCUCUACGAGUGGGGUCAAACCAGAGGCCUGAGCGCUUGGGUGUAUGUUGGUAUUGCGACUAGACUAGCACAAGCAAUGGGCCUACCUUACGAGGAUGAUCCAUCAGCCAGAACUUUCAAAACCGAAACUGCAGUCACUGCUAGUUCAACUUCAUACCGACCCGAGGUGAACAAGCAUCCAGCACGUGAUACUGCGAUUGAGAAAGAAGUCAGAAGACGUACUUUUUGGAGUUGUUUCAUCAUGGAUCGUAUGCUUUCAGCUGGAAAGGCUAGACCUACUAUGAUUGAGUCUAGUAUCCUACGGGUACAAUUACCAUGUUCUGAUGAUCAAUUCUUAUUCACCCAAUCCGUCCAAACCGGUUAUUUGAAUCGAGAAUUUGAGCAGGUUACUUUGACGAAUGCCAAGAUUCAAGAAGGUGGUGUACUAGGCAGAUACUGUCGUUUGGUGGAGAUUUGGGGUAAACUCUCAAAGUGGAGUCUUCAUGGAGGUCGCCGAACCGAGUCCCUACCCCCAUGGGAUGAAUCAACACAAUUCUACAAACUUUCGCACGAGCUGGAAGAUUUCUAUAGCGGCCUACCGGAAAAUCUUACCUUUUCCGAGGACAACCUGAAUGCACAUUUGGAAAAACGAAAUGCGACCACAUAUGCGAGUUUGCAUACGCUCGUCUCUUUAUGUCGAAUCAUGCUUCAUAGGGAAUACAUACCUUUCAUCCCUCUUCGGGCUGAUAAACCCUCAGGUCCAUUGGAUGAACCAACAUUCCCAAAAGAGAAAUUUGACAUACCACCAGGGUUUUGGGAACAAAGUGCCGAUUCGCUCUUUUCAUCGGCAAGAGACAUUGUUGAUAUCAUGAGGACUUGUCAGGACAACAACGCUCUACCAGAAUCCCCAUUGUUUGUAUUCGCUCUGUUCCAUUCGGCAUUUACGGGUGUUUACUCUGUUCAUUUCUCACAAAUGGACCCCAAUGAAUACAUGGGUGAAAGUCGAUCUGCUUUACCCAUCAAAAUCUUGAAAGAGAUGGUUCCACGAUUAACCAUGGCUAGAUUUUAUCACAAAAAAAUCGAACAGAUGGUGAGCUAUUACAGAAAGGUAAAGAACGAAUUCAAGAGAUACAAGAAAGAUGUUUCAUGGAAAGGUGGUGGAUUGGAGGAGUGGAAGGGUUUUGAGAAAGACUUGAAGGAAUUUGGUAGUCUUGAAGAUGCUGCUGGAGGUGACUCUCAUUCCGACGACUAUCCAAACCGCUCUCGAUGUAGCACCAGCGAUCUUGGCUCCACUACUGCUGCUAAUUCUAAUAGCGAGCCAAUGCAAGGUGUUGAAGGGACAGGAUCGAGACCAGCUGCCUGGGCUCCAAUUAAUGCUGCGAAUCCUAACAUAAAUUUGGAGAUGCAACAAGGUCCUGGUGGGCCCUAUAUCCCAAGUGGAGCUUAUCAACCGAGUCCUAAUCAAAACUCCAAUCCACCUAGCUUGAUUAGUCCAGGGAAUGGCGAUUCGGCAUCGAGUAUUAAUUCUCCUUAUAGCAAUCAAGGACAAGCCCAAAGUUAUCCUCAGCUUCAGCAAAUGGGUCCUUAUCAUCCUCCAAUGACCCAUCAACCUCAUAAUAUGGCACCACCAGGUACUCAAGCGGGAUGGAAUAGAGACCCAACUGCUGCCACCACGUUACCUUAUGCUACAUGGAUUGACGAUUUGGAAAGUAUUUCAAUGAAUACUUACAACAUGGAAAACUUUACUCAAUCCUUUGGUGAUGCAAGUCAAUCAUGGAAUGCUGCACAAUUUGGAGCACCACCUCAGACUAAUUGGGUAGCAGCCGUCGAACGAAAUACUGUUCCAAAUGAGAUUAAUGGUGAAUGUAUCAGGUGGAGACGAUCAAUGAAUGAGAUUAUUCUCCUCAUCAAUGUUUCUUAUCUUGAAGGAAUGGAAUGGGGGAGUGGGGAGUUGGCUGCUCGGAAUGAUUUGAAUCUUCUCCAUGAUGGUCUUGGGGGGUUUGAUAGGAUUAUGUUGAGCGUUUAA